Messenger RNA from Aspergillus campestris IBT 28561, 2265 nucleotides. RefSeq lists its product as uncharacterized. Lineage: Eukaryota; Fungi; Ascomycota; Eurotiomycetes; Eurotiales; Aspergillaceae. The transcript has a single exon. The record is from RefSeq and is a predicted model, not a curated record. The coding region runs from base 40 to 2265 and encodes 741 amino acids.
CGAUCAUCCCAUCCCCCUCCUACCCCUCCAUCUCACACCAUGAAGACUAGACAAACCCGUCAGAAACGGCGUCACAGCUCGUAUACGGAGUCUAAUGGGGAUACGGGCCGGACGGCUGGGAUCCAAACCCCCUGUCGAACCCCUCGUCGGUCGUCCAAGAGGGUCCGUUUCUCUGAUCCCCGCCCUCAAGUCCACGAUGAGCCGGACAUGUCCACAGGCCUUACUCCAGCCCUGUAUCGGACGUCGUUUGACGAAUCGAUGGGCGGGGGAGCUGGUCCACGGACCCCCAGUCGACGACGCUCGACUCCCCUGCCGCGCUCCCGUCGCUGGCUGGAUCCGCUCGCGCCCGGGGACGGUUCCUCGCCGGACAGAGUGGUGCAGUUUGCGCCGCUGCGGCAGAUACUGACCCCGAGGACGCAGCGUCAAAUCCGGCGAGUCGGACUCAGCGAGGAAAUCAACCAUAUAGAACGGGAGAAGAGGGAUGCGGCCCAGUAUCAGAAGAUGGUGCAGACCCUGCGGCAGGAAAGGGACUCCCUCAAGCAAGAGCUCGCGCGGGCGCAGACCCGAGACACGCCGGACAGUCAAUCCGCGGGUGAAGACACGACAUGGAUGCUUCCUCGGGCGCAAAUCGAGCAUCUACAAUCGGAGAAUACCCGUCUGAGGGAGGAGAUCUCCUUUUCCUCCGCCCGAAACUACGAUCAACGAGCGACGACGCCGAGCGAGACAGACACUGUCCUCAUCAACGACACUGCAUUUGAAGGAACCAUGCUUGUGUCUGACUCCCCAGAUAUGCGUGGAAUUGAUGGUCUCCAGCUUCCCACCCCGGACGAUUAUUCUCUUCGUGAUCAGCCUUCGCCUAAUUACACGCAGGACGCGGAGCUUCUGGCGCUGUCCCUUGACCUGGAAUCUGCCAAGAAGGAGAAACGCGAUCUGUUUGAAGCCUGUCGCUCGCGCCUAUCGGCCUUGAAUGGAACCCCGAUUGCGCGUCAUCUCCAGCAGCCGUCUCCCCCACCGGAGUUCCUCGAUUCCAUCGUGCCCACUCUGACGGAGGCGCUCUCCCGAGCAUCAGAUGCUGCCUCGGCCCUGGAUUCGGUCAAGGAGGAAGUCGCCAACCUGGGUUUUUCUGGGGAUAGCGCUCACGACAUGAUCGCCGAGAUGCGGGAUCGCUUCCGGUCGGCCCGUCUCGGUCUGGAGCGCGCAAUCCCCGGAGAAACCCCCGGUGGUCUACAUGACGGCAACGCCACGCUUGGAGCAUUGGUGAAACGAGUUGAGGUGCUCGUAGAGAGCCUCGAUGACGAGCAAUGCCUCCGCGAGGGGUCUAUCGAUCGGGAACGGGCGCUGCGGGGACAGUUCGACGACUUGCUCGCGCGAUACGAGACCGCGUCGCGGAAGAUUCGCGAGCUCGAGGAGUCCACCGCCGCAUCGGCCGGGGACAUGCUGCACACGCGCAUGCGGAUGCAGGAGCUCGAGCGCGAAGGCCAGGAACAAACCGUUGGGAUCGAUCGACUCAACGAGGCGCUCCAGAAAUAUCGCGACGAAGUCAAAGGUCUGGAGUCGCUUGUGACCGAGCUAGAAGAGGACAAGCGCGUCUCCAAUGACAUGCACAAGAAAGAAGUCGCCCGCUUGGAACAGCGGGCGGUUACUGCCGAGACCACCAUGGCAGAACGCGAAGCACACAUUCAACAGCUGGAAGACACCGUCGAACAGAACCGCAUCCGUGCCUGCGACCUAACCGCCAAAGUGGAGCAGCUCGAGAAGGAUCACCAGAGCGCGAUGGAGACCUUAGAGCAACGCACGGCUCAACAGCUACACAGCGACCAGGAGAUUGGACGCAUGAACGUGCGGGUCUCCGAGCUCACCACCCAGCUGGAAGCAGCCCAAGCCGAAACCGCCAAGCUCCACCGCCACAACGCAGGCCUGGAAGACCAGUUGCGCACGGAAACAGACGCAAGGGACCAUCUGCUCGACCAGUGGGCCGCGGACCAAGCGCGAUCCUUCGCAUACAUGAAGGAGACGAUCAGCAACCAGCGCCGGAGCGCCCGGGCGCGUGCCGCAAACUGGGAGAUGAAAUCGGACGAGCUGCAGUCUAGUCCCACCGCGCGCAGCGAUCCCCUUACGCCCAUCAGCGCGACCCGGUUUGUGGAUGUGGAGGUUGGUCGGGGGAAACACCGUCGACGACUGGAUAGUGGGAUCGGGAUCUUGACUGACGAGAUGACUGGCAGUGAUGAUGGGGCGAUUUUGCCGUCUGAUCCGGCGGAUCUGUGA